AUGAGAUCAAGUCUGUUCAGAAUCGUUGCUUGUUUCCUGCCCACGGCCGCUCGAGCCCUAGGGCCUCGAGCUCCGGAUGCCUCAGGCCAAAGGGUUUGCACUGUUACUGCCAGGGGUCAACAGCAUGAUGACGUGCCUCAAAUCGUGCAGGCCUUCGAAGACUGUGGAUAUGGGGGGACGAUUGUGUUCCCAGAAGACCAAACGUACUGGAUAGCCACCAAGCUCAAUCCCGCCGUCCAUAACGUCACAAUAGAAUGGCGCGGUAUCUGGCAAUUCUCCGACGACCUCGACUAUUGGCGGAACAACUCGUACCCGAUUGCCUUCCAGAAUCACCAAGCCGGCUUCAUUCUGACGGGAGAUGGCAUCCACAUUGACGGCUUUGGAACAGGCGGCAUCCACGGAAAUGGCGAUGUCUGGUAUACGGCCGAAGCUGGACAUACGCUGCCCGGACGGCCGAUGCCUUUCGUGCUGUGGAAUGUGUCGGAUGUUACCGUCAGCCGGUUCUCGAUUGAGCAGCCUCAGCUGUGGGCGUUCAACAUCAUGAACGGCACAAACAUCUGGGUUGAUCAACUGUAUUGCAAUGCCACUGCGACCAAAGCACCCUGGGGUUCGAACUGGGUGCAGAACACAGACGGGUUCGACACCAUGGACGUGAAGAACGUGUAUUUGUCGAAUUUGGUGUACCAAGGCGGAGAUGACUGCAUCGCGAUAAAGCCGCGGAGCUAUGAUGUCAGCGUGUACAAUGUGACAUGUCGAGGCGGCAACGGCAUCGCCAUCGGCAGUCUCGGUCAGUAUCUGGAAGAUUCGUCAGUGGAGAACGUGGUUGUGGACAAUGUCACGAUCAUCCGGUACAAUGAAGACAUGAAGAAUGGCGCGUAUAUCAAAACCUGGAUUGGGGAGCAGGCGCCUCAGUCCAACUAUGAGAGCGCAGGACUCCCGAACGGCAGCGGAUGGGGCAAUGUGAGAAACAUCCUGUUCAGCAACUUCAACAUCCAAGGAGCAGAUCUGGCGACGGCCAUCUCACAGAGCAACAGCAACCCCAAGACCGGCACCUUCUCAGGGACUUCUAAUAUGCUGGUAUCGAAUGUGGCCUUUGUGAACUUCACCGGAUCCACCAACAUAACAGCGGCGAAGUCGGCGCGCGUCAACUCCAUCUCAUGCACGCAGAGGCACCCCUGCUACAAUAUUGACUAUCAGAACUUCAUGGUCGCGCCAAUGGCGAAUGCUUCGGCUCUUGGGUUGACUACGUGUGAGUACAUCGAUGAGGGUGGCGUCCACGGCGAGGAUUGUACGUCGUGUUGA
Molecule: messenger RNA, 1302 nt
Organism: Cladophialophora carrionii CBS 160.54
Lineage: Eukaryota; Fungi; Ascomycota; Eurotiomycetes; Chaetothyriales; Herpotrichiellaceae
Exons: 4
Coding region: 1-1302 (433 amino acids)
Biological process (GO): carbohydrate metabolic process
Molecular function (GO): polygalacturonase activity
Source: RefSeq, a predicted model, not a curated record